Molecule: messenger RNA, 2841 nt
Organism: Dalotia coriaria
Lineage: Eukaryota; Metazoa; Arthropoda; Insecta; Coleoptera; Staphylinidae
Gene: f
Product: espin protein forked
Exons: 8
Coding region: 16-2505 (829 amino acids)
Biological process (GO): actin filament bundle assembly
Cellular component (GO): cytoplasm
Molecular function (GO): actin filament binding
Source: RefSeq, a predicted model, not a curated record
AGCGCCAACACGCAAAUGGACAACGACGUGACGCCCGUCUAUCUGGCGGCGCAAGAAGGGCACCUGGAGGUGCUCAAGUUCCUCGUGCUGGAGGCCGGCGGCAGCUUGUACGUGCGCGCCAAGGACGGCAUGGCGCCUAUUCAUGCCGCCAGCCAGAUGGGCUGCUUGAACUGCGUCAAGUGGAUGAUACAAGAUCAAGGUGUCGAUCCAAAUCUACGCGAUGGAGAUGGUGCGACCCCGCUGCACUUCGCUGCAUCCAGGGGACACCUCGAGACUGUUCGAUGGUUGCUCAAACAUGGCGCGCGUUUGUCUUUGGAUAAGUACGGUAAGAGUCCGAUCAAUGACGCAGCUGAGAACCAGCAGGUGGAGUGUUUGAAUGUGCUGGUCCAACAUGGUACCACGCCGGAUUAUAAGGACGCCAAUGGUAAUGGCGAUAAGAAAUACGCGUCUUGCUCAUGUGCUAGGAACUCAUCCAAAAGGUCAAAUUUUGAUUGCUCAACUUGCAAACGGCACCAGGCCGAGCCGUUCUACCUGCACCCGCCACUAGCUCGCGCAGCCGCAGGGGUAGAAACCCCGCACGCACCACAAGAUGGUCUUUACAUCAACCCAAUGGGUGUCGCCGCAUCAGCACACCAUCAUAGACAUGCGUCUGCUGGUAGUGACUGUGGUAGUGCCAGCUCCACAUGCAGCAGCACUAAUGGAGGGAGUGGAGGUGGGGAGUCUUUUUAUUUGCAUAACCCACAAGAGGUGAUCUAUAACCGCGUUAAGGACCUGUUCCCGAACAACGCGUCUCUCUCCGCCCUUACGGUGAAAGUCGAAGUGCACUCCAGCAGCAGCGGAGCCGGGUCGGACGAGAACACAUCCUCGGCGGCGUCCUCCAGCUCGGAGGGAGGUGGUGCCGCCUCCGGUGAUGAUCAUGAUCAUGACUACGAAGAUAUCUAUAUGGUGCGUGAUGAACACAAUAAACAUGCGAAGGCGGCGAAUCGGUCACGGUCCAGGGAUAGUGGAUCACACAGCCGUAGUGGAUCGGCAAGUUCCGGCGCCUCCACCUCCGCGAGUGGAUGUAAUGUUAUCGUUAAACUUACAACCACCAACAGCGCUUCGCCGGCGUCCACGCUCAGCGAUAAUGAUUACAGCCGGCAUAAACCGCUGGGGAAGGCGGCUAGUAUGCCGCCCCCACCGCCGCCCUUACCCAGUGGCGGGGAUCGUAACACCCGCGCACGUCCCACGAAUACUACCGAAGAAAAAAGAAACGCUGAAGAAAAUUCCGGCGAAGAUGAACAGCGUGGUACUGAUGAAGUUGAAAUUUUAGAGGAACCCUCUGUGCGUCCGUCGGAUGUCGUCAAAGGAAUGUGUCGCAGCAUGUCCGCGCUGAGCGCGAAACGCCUCAACUCCUCCUGCUCGGAUCUGACAAUCAUUUCGCUGGAUUCAUCAUCGGCGUCACCGAGCGACGCCAGCAAACUGUCACAGCCGACGCUGGCGGGGAAGACCCGAGUGCUUCCAUUCGUCCCACCAUCUUUCCCGCAAUCGGCGGGUGCUUCCGCCACCAAUCAUCUUAUCAAACCUUCGGAAUAUUUAAAAAGUAUCGGAAAAUGCGAUGGGGUUGAGUUGUUAGCCGCCGCUCAACAACCGGUGGCUACAUCCCCACCUCCACCGCUACCACCGCCACUGCCGGAGUCACAGCCGCCUCCAUUACCACCCCCGAACAGGAACGUGCCCGGCGCUGAGGAAAUCACUCAAGCAAAGAAGAAACAACAACCGCUGUCGGCAAUCAGCAUCCACGAUAUCAACUCAGUGCAGUUGCGUCGGAUUGACAACAAGAUGGCGGCCGGGAAAACUUUCUCCGCCCCCGUGCGCAGUAUGAGUCUGCAGAGCUUGACGACGGAUUUCGUCGCGCAGAAAACCGACCUCAUUGCCGAGCUGAAGAUGAGCAAGGACAUCACCGGUAUCAAGAAGAUGAAGAUCGAGCGCGCCAAGGUGGAAGAGAAGCACGAGAAGGAGAUGUACACGGAGAUUUCCAAACAGUACAGCACGACGAACUUUGUCGAAAAGAUUCCCGACAAGGACAACACCGGCAACGCGAUACCCGCCUGGAAGAGGCAGAUGCUCGCGAAGAAGGCAGCGGAGCGCGCGCGCAAAGAGCUCGAGGAACAAUUACAGCGAGAAGCUGAAGAAAAACGUCUAUCGGCCAUUCCGCAAUGGAAGCGCCAGCUUAUGGCCAAGAAGGAGGAAGCGGAAAGCAAAAUUAGGCACACACUCUACACACCCAAAGUGGAAGAUCCCUCCAAUAAAGCAACGCUCAAAUUGAUGCCUGAACCCAACAACAACAAUCAGGACGAACCUGAUUAUCAGGAGGAACAGCCCAGGGAAGAGCCGCAGGUUGAUAGGAAACCGCGUGAGGAAGAGGACGAGGAGUCCAAUGAAAGCAGCGAGGAGGAGAUUGCCAUCAUUCCAUGGCGAGCGCAACUUCGAAAGACCAACAGCAAGCUGAAUCUGUUGGAUUGAUGGCGCGUUUUAUUUUGUUUAUGGUUUAAUUAUUGUUAUUACAUAUAGUAAGUCCGAUAAUUUCUUAGUCAUUAUCUAUAUUAUCCAUGCAUUAUAUGAGUUUUAUUUAAGUUUUGUAGCUGAAUGAAUGUGCUUAAGAGUGGGAGUGGUAUUUUAUAUAAAAAAAUCUCUAUAAACAGAUUGCAUCUUGUACCAAACACCAAUUGGUGGUGCAGCGUGCAUUGGCCGUGUGCAAGUGAGAAUCGAUUUUUGGCAUGCAUUACAUUCUGUUUAGUUAAUCAUCCUUCUAACAUGUAAUAAUAAUAAUAUAUAAAUAUAUACGUCUUUGUUAAUGAA